AUGGCAACUGGAAGUGUGAAAUCUGCUCUUCAGCCAUCUAGCCUGGCGUCGAGGGAUACUAAAGCAGCCAUCAACUUAACGUCACCAGUCCCAGUCCCGGGCACGCAGCUCAUUAUAGAAAUUUUGUCUCUACCAGAGGCUAAGCCACAGCGUACUGCAAACAUAGCCUCGAAAGCCAUAGAUGCAUUGAGCGAGGAAGUCACUCGCACAAGACUAGCGAGCUCCUUUGAAUUCGACAUCCAGACGAACUCCGGCAUCCUCGUGGCGAUUGGGGUUGUCGACUCUGGCAUUCAAGCACAGGCCAUUGCACCUACCGUCGCCACAAGGGACAUGACAGCUUCCAACAACUUGACAGCUCAAUUGCCUUCGUUCCCAGUACCGGGGACAUCGCUCCACCUCGAAGUCGACUUCGCGAUGCAGCAUUCCAAAGCGCCGACUCCCAAAAUCGCCGAGCUGAUCGCCCACUUCAUCGCCGAUCUUGACGAGUGGGGACGAGCGGAGAUGAAACUCCCAGAGGGCAUAAUCGAAGGUGACUUUGAAUUGCGGAUUAGACCCAACCCAGGCCCACUCGGAUUCCCUGACGCCUCGAAGAUCAUGGCCGAAUUAAGGCGGAUAGUACUAGAUACACCCAUCAAAAUCACAUUCCACUUCAAUGUUUACAACGCCGCUGGCGAACCCGUAGCGACCGGCAACCUCGCCGUUAACGAGGGGGCUAGCGGAAAGCAGGUUGCGAACGUCAUGACAUCGAGAGAUACGGAGCCAGGCCAGGAACUUGCAGCUCCGAAGUCCGACAUGAUCACCGCCCGUGAUACCGCGCCUCCGCCAGGACUUGCAGCAGGCAACAUCUCCACCCCCGUCCCCGUCCCCGGCAACUCCCUCAACGUCGCCGUCACGAUCCCCCCCGACGCAGAACCGCUGGACCCCACACGCAUGAGCCAGCUCCUCGGCGGGCUAAUCGCGCACCUCACCCACCUCGCCCAGUCCGGCACGCAGGACAUGACGGCGCCCGAAAUCUGGGUCAAAGGGGAUAUCCAGCCGAUUUGGUUUAAUGAGGCGAUGGGUGUGAUGCAGGUUGUUAAGGGCAUGGUGGAUCAGGGGGUCGUGAGGAUGAAUUUUGAGUUUGUGGUGAAUAUUGAGGGGUUUGCGGAUGUGGUGGCGAAGGGGGAGUUGGAUGUUGGACGGGGGGGAGGAGGUGAUGGUGGGGGGGUGGGUCUGGUAGCAGGGACGGAAUCGAGCGGUGCUGUUGUUCCUGUUGCUACUACCCCACUCGCUGAGGAAGGCGUGGCAAUGAGGGAGGUGUGGACUGUGGUGGGGAAGAAAUUGGGAGUGCCGGUUGAGAGCAAGUCGAUGGAGGACGCUACGGAGGCAAUGGGGUUUUGGGCAAAUAUAAUUGCUUUGGACAACGCAACAUCCAGUGAGAAGACGCAGAAGGAGCUGGGCUGGCAUCUGAAGCAGCUCGAGCAGUUGGCAGAUCUAGAAGAGAAUUAUUUCAAGUAG
Molecule: messenger RNA, 1497 nt
Organism: Bacidia gigantensis
Lineage: Eukaryota; Fungi; Ascomycota; Lecanoromycetes; Lecanorales; Ramalinaceae
Exons: 5
Coding region: 1-1497 (498 amino acids)
Source: RefSeq, a predicted model, not a curated record